UGUUUACCUCAGUAAUUUUCAAAUUUUACUGCUGUGUACCCUUUUCCCAAUUUCAUUUCCUCUCGCAUUUAAUGACUGCAUGUCUGUUCUUAUUUCUUAAGCUUCGUCUGCUUUCGAGAUUCCCCACCCAAUCAGGGGUUCUGUUCUUUAUUGAGCUCUGUAACUCCACCAUCAAGCGCCAGUGCUCCAAUGUUUCUGGCCUAAAACUGAAAUCCCUAACCUUUCCUUAGCACCACUUGUGAUUUGAGUUUUCUUUCAUUUUCUUGAGCUCUCCUGGUAAAAGCUAAAUCCGUGGGAGGGAUAGAAAGGGGAAAAAAAAGAACACUCAGCUAACAGGCUGUUGCUUCCCCUGUUGUGUCUAACUAGACAUGCUUCUCUAGAUGAGCUCUUUGGUGUCUCUUCACUUGGCAUCAGUUUAUCCUUUUCUUUCCCAACUGGAUUUCAAAUGCACCUUCUGUAUUUGGGUUCCCCUACUUUUUUUCUCAGCAACCAUUAAGCACUUUUCUUUACCUUUCCUUACCCAAUUCUUGUUUUGUUUUGCUGGUUCUGUUUCCAUCUUAACUUGGUUGGUAUCACUUUUUUGCCUCGCACCCAUUUGAGCAAUCCCCUUUUAGCAUCAAACCCAGUUUUCUGAUUUUGGCAACUCAGCUGGGAUUUCUGUCUGUGUUUCUUUCUGUCUUUUGGAAGGAUGGGUUUGGUGUCUUUGUUUCUUGGGUUAGUUUCACUGUUCUCAUCGUUAACUGUGGGAAGUGGCAUAGGUGCUAACUGGGGCACACAAGCAACUCACCCUCUAAACCCUAACAUAGUAGUGAGGCUGCUGAGAGAAAAUGGGAUCCAAAAGGUUAAGCUUUUUGAUGCAGAUUAUGACACCCUUAGAGCUCUGGGGAAGUCUGGGAUUGAAGUCAUGGUUGGCAUCCCAAACGAUAUGCUUGCUCCUCUGGCUGCCAAGAUGAAGAAUGCUGAGGAAUGGGUUUCCAAGAAUGUCUCCAAGCAUAUCACCACUGAUAAUGUCAACAUCAGUUCUGGUUUCAGAUAUGUUGCAGUGGGAAACGAACCCUUUCUGCAGACAUACAACGGAACCUUUCUCAGCACCACCUUACCAGCUCUCCAGAACAUCCAAUCAGCACUCAUAAAAGCCGGGCUCAGCAACCAAGUGAAAGUCACCGUCCCUAUGAACGCCGACGUCUACGAGAGUGCAAACAGUCUCCCAUCUGGUGGCGACUUCCGUCAAGACAUCCACGAUUACAUGAUCCCCAUCGUCAAGCUAUUGAGUGAAUAUGGCUCGCCGUUCACCGUCAACAUAUACCCUUUCAUAAGCCUCUACAUCGACUCCAACUUCCCCGCCGAGUACGCUUUCUUCGACGGCAAUGCAUCGCCUGUAAACGACGGCGGAACGUACUACUACAACAUGUUGGACGCCAACCUUGACACAUUGGUCCACACCUUACAGAAGAAUGGGUUCGGCAACAUGCCAAUCAUCAUCGGAGAGAUCGGGUGGCCGACUGAUGGCGAUCGGAAUGCAAACGUCGAGUACGCCCGCCGGUUCAACCAGGGCUUCAUGUCACGUAUAGCAGGUGGGAAAGGAACUCCACUGAGGCCUGGGCCAAUUGAUGCAUAUCUAUUCAGCCUGAUCGAUGAAGAUGCCAAGAGUGUCGAUCCGGGGAACUUUGAACGUCACUGGGGGAUAUUUACGUACGAUGGACAGCCUAAGUAUCUCCUCAACCUCGGGACGACAAACGCUGGUCAGCUGAUUCCGGCGAAGGGUAUUCAGUACCAGGAGAACAAAUGGUGCGUGAUGAGACCUAAUGCGAGGCUUGAUGAUCCUAAUGUCGCGGCAAGUGUCAGCUACGCCUGUAGCCUUGCUGACUGCACGAAACUUGGUUAUGGCACUUCAUGCGGGGAGUUGGACUGGAAGGGAAACAUUUCCUAUGCGUUCAACAGUUACUUCCAGAUCCACGAUCAGCAGGACGAGGCUUGCAAGUUUCCCAAUCUGUCGACGAUCGUGAAAACAAACCCUUCACAAGGAACUUGCAAGUUUGAUAUAAUGAUCCAACCAUAUUAUGGAGGUGCUGAUGGAAGGCUACCUACACAACUGGGUUUAGUUGCUGGCUUUGCUCUGCUUUUGCUGACAUUUCUGUGAAGUUUAGAGGUUCCUGCUUUCUAGAGUACAUAUGCAGAUUAAUGGUUGUACCUAGAAGUCUAACUAGGCUGCGAAAGCUGGACGACUUUGGAGAGCUUCAUCGGAUGCUGGCUUUAGGGGCUAUAUCAUGCGAAAGGGUGAAUUGUACCUUUAGCUGCUCCUUUGUGUGGCUUUACGAGCAUGCUUUGAGCCGAGGAGGAUGCUUUGGUGCUCUACAUUUCACAUUUUGGCCCCUCAUGUCAAUCCUUCUUCAACGGGAGGAUAUCAGCUUGUCCAUGACUCUGCAGUAGUGUGGCUUAAUUGACUUGUGAAUUUGUAUUUGGCCAAGAACAAUUGCACUAAUGAUGUAACAAAAUCUACCUCGUUUGUGGUUGCAGUUAACACAAUUUCCCCGUAGAAAAGUCAUAAUGAUGAAUGCGAAGAAGACAUCUCCCUCUUUUUCUCAUGAUGAUUUCAUAGGCUGUAGAAUCUAUUGUCACCAGAAGGUAGAUGUUGCAACACACGGGAGUUCCAGUAUGGGCUAGUUUCUGCUGUUUCACAUUAUGAUCACCUUAAAAGCUUUCCCCUUGGCUAUAGUUAGUUAGGUUCCUGAAUCCAUGGUCCAACUCUAGAUUUCCUGACUUUCUGAAGAAGACUUCCAGACUACACUGUUACACCAGAAACCAGACCUGAAAGCGAUAUGCCAAAUCCUGUUGCUUCUCUUCACGCGACAAUUCACCUCCAGG
Linum tenue is the source of this 2865-nucleotide messenger RNA. Lineage: Eukaryota; Viridiplantae; Streptophyta; Magnoliopsida; Malpighiales; Linaceae. The record is from the annotation of a GenBank genome assembly.